AUGGUAAGUGCGAGUAAAAAAAGAAAAGCUGAACAAAUUUUAAAAGAUGAACCGCGGAAUGCAUGGAACAAAGCCACAAAUUCCUUCUCCCGUGGGAAAACUGGAGACGGGAAUUUUUUCAUCACAGAGGAUGCCAAUGAAUGGAACGCUAUGUCUCCGCUGGGAACCCCAAUUGGACAGCCACUUAAAAAGUUCGAAAAUAAAUUAACCUUCAACAAAAGCGUUGCACUGUGUUAUAUGUUCAUAUUUAAAAAGUAUAAAACAAUUGACCAUUCAAAUUAUAAGUAUUGGUCCGGGUGA
Molecule: messenger RNA, 300 nt
Organism: Plasmodium fragile
Lineage: Eukaryota; Apicomplexa; Aconoidasida; Haemosporida; Plasmodiidae
Exons: 2
Coding region: 1-300 (99 amino acids)
Source: RefSeq, a predicted model, not a curated record